Carlito syrichta (Philippine tarsier) is the source of this 1006-nucleotide messenger RNA. RefSeq names its product polypeptide N-acetylgalactosaminyltransferase 1. The transcript is spliced from 3 exons. The record is from RefSeq and is a predicted model, not a curated record. Lineage: Eukaryota; Metazoa; Chordata; Mammalia; Primates; Tarsiidae. Bases 209 to 526 code for a protein of 105 amino acids.
UUUUCUUUAGGGAACUGACUUCUGUUCAUUUUCUAAUUGGAUUGUUUGUCUUUUUUAACCGAGUUUCCAGAGUUAUACUACGUCUAGAUACCAGUCCUUUGCCAGGGUAUGAACGCGAUUUCUGAUGAAACUGAAUUGGAAUAAUUUUCAUGAUCUUUGUAUAUUUAUAUAUAUAUAUUUUGAAAUUUUGCAUUUGACUUAAAGUGCCAUGAGAAAAUUUGCUUAUUGCAAGGUGGUCCUAGCCACCUCCUUGAUUUGGGUACUCUUGGAUAUGUUCCUGCUGCUUUACUUCAGUGAAUGCAACAAAUGUGAUGAAAAAAAGGAGAGAGGACUACCUGCUGGGGAUGUUUUAGAGCCAGUACAAAAGCCUCACGAAGGUCCUGGAGAAAUGGGGAAGCCAGUCGUCAUUCCUAAAGAGGAUCAAGACAAGAUGAAAGAGAUGUUUAAAAUCAAUCAGUUCAACCUAAUGGCAAGUGAGAUGAUUGCACUCAACAGAUCCUUACCAGAUGUUAGGUUAGAAGGGUAAGUACCUAGUAUGGUCUUGAUAGUAUCUGAAUGGAAAAUAUGCUCUGAUUUCCCAGGAAAUUACACUUUAGCAGUGAUUGUUCUUAAAGUGAAUGUUGUAUUACUAAGUUACUACUUAUCCCACUUAGAAAAUAAUUAAAUGCUGAUAAAAAUAAUAUCUCUAGCUACCAAUGAUCAUUAGGACUGUGUAUUUCAGGCACUGGAAGAUAGUUGUUUAUCUUAAUAGGUUAGUAAGGGAUUUUAAACUUCAUUAUUACCAAAAUAUUUAUGUACUCAACUCUCAACAAAAAGAUUCAGGUAAUGUGUAAGUUGAAACAGUGAAAUACACAGCAUUAUAAUAAGAGCUUACUGGAAUUUUACAUGUGUAACCAUCAUCCAGAUGGAGACAUUUCCAUCACCCCCUGAAAAUUCCCUUAUGUUCCUUUCCAGUCAGUACUCCUACCCCAGAGGCACUGUAUUGACCUCUUUAAACAUAAGAUUA